GCUUCUCAUUUCCGUCCCGGGAUCCAUAAAUAUAAAUCCCCACGUGGAUCCGACCCGACCCGAAAUAAACUCUCAGAUAAUGGAUCGGCCCAGCUUCCUUAUCCACGCCGAAGAAGCCGAAUCCGCCGCGAAACGACACGGCGUCUCCGUCGUCAACCUCCUCCCUCUGCUCGUCAACCCAGCGAAACCCCUCGCUCGCCCUCCGAUCUCGAAAUUCCCGGUCUCAGCAGUCGGACUCGGAUCAUCGGGUCGGAUCUUCGUAGGCGUCAACGUCGAGUUCCCAGGCCUCCCUCUCCACCACUCGAUCCACGCCGAGCAGUUCCUCGUCACCAACCUCACGCUCAACUCCGAGCCGAACCUCCGCCACUUCUCCGUCUCCGCCGCUCCCUGCGGCCACUGCCGCCAGUUCCUCCAGGAGAUCCGCGACGCCCCCGAUAUCAAAAUCCUAAUCACCGAUCCAAACGCCUUCCGCGACACCGUGACGGAUAAAGAAAACGCCGUUAAGGAUGAAAACGACGCCGUUACGGAGAAAGAAGAAGACGGAUACGUGCGUUUAGAGAGCAUUUUGCCGCACAGAUUCGGCCCUAACGAUCUCCUCGAGAGAGACGUUCCUUUACUCCUCGAGCCACACGAUAACCGUCUCACUCUCUUAGGUGUCACCAACGGUCAUGUAGAUUCCGAUUUAAAGCUAACGGCUUUAACGGCUGCGAAUAGAUCUUACGCGCCGUAUAGUCGGUGUCCGUCGGGAGUGGCGCUGGUGGAUUGCGAAGGGAGAGUGUACAGAGGAUGGUACAUGGAGUCAGCUGCGUAUAAUCCUAGCUUGGGGCCUGUGCAAGCGGCGCUGGUUGAUUUCGUGGCGAAUGGUGGAGGAGGAGGGUUUGAGAGGAUCGUUGGAGCGGUGUUGGUGGAGAAGAGAGAUGCGGUGGUGCGUCAGGAGCAUACGGCGAGGAUGCUUUUGCAGGUUAUUGCUCCGAAAUGCGAUUUCGAGGUGUUUCAUUGUUAAAGGGUGCUGAGAUUCUUGUGAGAAGCUAAUAAAAACUAAAGCUUUUGUUCGUAAAUUAAAGUCAUGAACUUUCAAUUUGAUGCAAUGUUUAUGUGAUGUUGUUGUUGAUGAUGAUGAUGAUAAAAAAACCAAUGUUUUGUUUGUAAA
Molecule: messenger RNA, 1150 nt
Organism: Brassica rapa (field mustard)
Lineage: Eukaryota; Viridiplantae; Streptophyta; Magnoliopsida; Brassicales; Brassicaceae
Product: cytidine deaminase 1
Cellular component (GO): cytosol
Molecular function (GO): zinc ion binding; cytidine deaminase activity
Source: RefSeq, a predicted model, not a curated record